Scleropages formosus (Asian bonytongue) is the source of this 8410-nucleotide messenger RNA. RefSeq names its product AT-rich interactive domain-containing protein 1B-like. Gene Ontology annotation, molecular function: nucleosome binding; DNA binding. The coding region runs from base 312 to 7136 and encodes 2274 amino acids. The record is from RefSeq and is a predicted model, not a curated record. Gene Ontology annotation, cellular component: nucleoplasm; SWI/SNF complex; brahma complex. Lineage: Eukaryota; Metazoa; Chordata; Actinopteri; Osteoglossiformes; Osteoglossidae. Gene Ontology annotation, biological process: regulation of transcription by RNA polymerase II; chromatin remodeling; positive regulation of DNA-templated transcription. The transcript is spliced from 22 exons.
CUGGGCCACGGAGGCUCUGGGAAACGAUCGCUCGCCCAUAUCCGGGUUACAGAGGCACGGGAACAAGAAAAGUUUCAUUUAAACGUGGAGGAAAACUUUUAACGUGAAAUGUGAUCGAGGUGACCGCGGCAGCCGCUGUCACUGAGGGGGACCAGAUAUUAACGAGUUCCUGGAUACUGCUGUGUGUUUUUGCCCAUGAAUUGAAGGAUAUUUUCUCCUUCUCCACUCUUUCUUUUCAUCGGCUCGCUGCUGUCAGCUCCUCUCACUCAGCCGCCGAUCUUAUGGUGGUCCUCUGAGAUGUAGGGGCGAUCAUGGCCGCGCAAGUGGCAUCGGCUCCGGCGGCGACCAGCGGUAAAAACCCCGCUCUUUCGGGCGGCUUGAACCAGGAGCGGAGCUCCGCCGUGCAGGGCUCUGGACCCGCGCUCAGGGCGGCGGACGGGACUCGAUCCGUGAACAAUGUAGACCAUCAUCAUCACCAUCACCACCACCAUCAUCACCACAGCGAGCCGAGCGCGGCCAACCCGCGAGACAAGGACGGGGGGAACCCGGCCGGUUCCGCUCCGAACCCCGGCGUGGACACGGGUCUCAUGGCGAACCACAAGAUGAGGAUGAUCGGGGGAGGAGAUCCCGCAGCUCCGCAGCAGCAGCCGCCGCCGCCGCCGCAGCACGCGCGUCUCAUGCCAACCAACAACACUAACAGCAGCCUGGCUCCGGGUCCGAGGGAGAGAGAGGGGGAAGGGGACGGUCGGCCCCAUGCGGGUAAGGACAUCGCGUUGGCAAACCAGGUCGAGCAGCAGCAGCAGAUGCUGAGCAAAAGUGAGGAGGAGCACCGUCCGUGCAAACCGGGCGAGCGGAUGGGCUCCGGGUACGAGCACGAGCUCGAGAACUCGGGGCCAGCGGGCGGCGCGAGGGGCAACGGCGCGGCGUCCGACUUCAGCCACCAUCCUCCUCAUGCUCCUCACCAUCCUGCUCACUACUACGGCAGUGCCCGAGCAGGGCCGUGCUUUGAUAAACAUGGCGGACAACAAAACCCCGGCGUGGGCAUCGUGGAUCCGGCGCUCAACUCCCACGACGGCUUCCACAACAGCCAGUACAACCAGUACGGCGGCUACCGGGCGGCCUUCGGCAGCGGGGGGUACGGCGUCAUGAGCUCCUCGAGGCAGGGCGGGAGCAACAUGGCGAUCGCCGCGGGGAGCAGCGCGGCCGGCAACCUCGGGAAAGCCUCCAUGGCCUCCGCUUCCACGUCCGGGGGGUUUCAGAGGUUCCCCGGGCAGAGUCAGCACCCCACCGGGGCGACCCCCACCCUGAACCAGCUGCUCACCUCCCCCAGCCCCAUGAUGAGGGGCUAUGGCGGCGGCUACCAGGACUACACCCCCGCGGCGGGGCAGCAACAGCCGGGGGUGGGCAAGGACAUGGGCUCCCAGUACGCGUCCGGCGUGCACGGCUGGGGGGCGCAACAAAGGAGCCACGCCGCGCUGAGCCCCGGACACGGCGGACAGGGCGUGAGCAGAGCGCAGGUGCCCCCCAUGGACUUCAUGGCGAUGAAGCGCUCCCAGCUCUAUGGGAUGGGCAGCAGCCCCUUCUCGCAGCAGCAGCAACAGGGUAGUCCUUACCCCAGCCAGCCCUACGGGUCUCCGCCCCCUCCUCAUCGUUACCCAAUGGGCAUGCAGGCGAGGGGCCAAGUGGGCAUGGCCGGCAUGCAGUACCCUCAGCAACAGCAGAUGCCCCCUCAGUACGGUCAGCAAGGAGUGGGCGGAUACUGCCAGCAAGGACAGCCCUCAUACUUCGGCCAACCCCAACAGCCCACGGCUCAAGCCCCACCCCCUUAUGGCCACACCCGUGCCCCGACCCAACAGGAGAGCCAACAGGAGAUUUAUGGGAAUCGGACAACCCAAGCUCCCUUGGCGCCCGGGCAGCCCGAGCAUGAGGAGAUUGGCUUGAUCCAACAGGAGAGACCAUCCAGCCUUCCUGACCUCUCGGGCUCCAUCGACGACCUGCCCACCGGGACGGAGGCCGGGCUCAGCUCGGCAGUCAGCGCGUCGGGCUCCUCCAGUAGCCAAGGCGAGCAGAGCAACCCGGCGCCAUCGCCCUUCUCGCCCCGCGCCUCCCCGCACCUGCCCAGUGCACGUGGCGAGCCUUCGCCCUCCCCGGUGGCCUCUCCCGUGGGCUCUACCCAGUCCCGCUCCGGCCCAAUCUCCCCCGCUAGCAUCCCAAGCACCCAGAUGGCGCCACAGACCCCCGGGAGUGUGACAGAUGUGGCUUCUGUGUCCCAGGAGAGGGGGUUCAUGGCGAGCAUGCAGCGGAAUCCACCCAUGCCCUCUCAGUUCGGGCCACAGCCUCCAGGGCAAUCUAUGUCACCGCACCCCUCCCCGGGGGCUCAGAUGCAUCAUGGGAUGGGCUCGUACCCACAGAGCAGUGCCAGCAGCUCCUACGGACCGCAGGGGGUGCAGUAUGGGCCCCAAGGUAACUACCCCAGGCCAGCUACUUAUGCAGGGGCCCCCGGUGCCAACUACAGCGGGCCGGGCCACGGGAUGAGCAACAGCCUGGGCCUCAACUCCAGUAGCCCAAUGCACGGGCAGGGCCCUGGGCAGCCUUGUGUCUCCGUACCCAUGGGACGCAGCCCCGGUCCCACUAUGGCUGGCCGGCCAUACCCCAGUGGCCUCGGAAGCGCCGCUCCCAGCUCUCCCGGCAUGCCCCAGACCACAGGCCCUGGAAUGGGGCCGCCCGCAGCUGGCGUCAACCGCAAAGCCCAGGAGACGGUUACCAAUGCCAUGCAGGCCACGGCUAACUCAACCCAGGGCAGACCCCCGUUUGCAAGGUCCCCCGCCUACUUGAGCCAGACUGGGCCAGGGCCUUGGGUCACGCCCCCAGCCACGCCCCAGCCUCCUCAUCUCGGCUCGCCGCCGCUGCCUUCCGCGAUGCCCCAGUACGAACAGUACGGGCAGGCCAGCUACUCCGGCAUCAACCAAAUGGGCAUGAUUGGGGCCAGCUCACCCUACAGCCAGCCGGCGGGGAGCAACUCCGGCAUGAUGACGCCACAGGGUCCGCCGUACAACAUGCCGCCUACAGGGCCAAUGAGUGGCGCUGGCGAUGGUCUGAUGGCUGCUGACACGAAGCCCAAAUCGGACAGCAAGGAGGAAACGUUUCUAGCUGCAGAGCUCCCUAAAGCUAAGGAUGGCUACAACGCUCAGUGUAUGUCCCAGCCUCCCACCCCUGGCACCAUGCCUGUCCCCUCUCCGCUGUCCCCCAGUCCUGCUAGCCUCUCCUCGUACCACGGCGACGACAGCGAUAGCGUUAGCAGCCCUGCCUGGCCCAAGACUCCAUCCAGCCCUAAGUCUAACUCGUCCACCAUGACGGGCGAGAAGAUCAGCAGGCUCUACGAGAUGGGCUCGGAGCCGGAGAGGAAGGCAUGGGUGGACCGCUAUCUGUCAUUCAUGGAGGAACGAGGCACGCCCGUGCCCACGCUGCCCGCCGUGGGCAAAAAGCCCCUGGACCUGUGCCGGCUUUACAUGGCUGUGAAGGAGAUCGGGGGCUUAGCCAUGGUGAACAAGAACAAGAAGUGGAGGGAGCUGGCAGGUUGCCUCAACGUGGGCACCUCGAGCAGCUCAGCAAGCUCCCUCAAGAAGCAGUACAUCCAGUACCUGUUUGCCUUCGAGUGCAAGGUGGAGCGCGGCGAAGAACCCCCACCUGACGCGUUCGCUGUCGCCGACAGCAAGAAGCAGGCCAAGAUUCAGCCACCAUCUCCUGCCAACUCGGGGUCCCUUCAGGGCCCGCAGACCCCCCAGUCCACCGGGAGCAGUUCGGUGGCUGAGAUGCCCAGUGAUGUGAAACCCCCGACGCCAGCGUCCACGCCCCACAGCCAGAUCACACCGAUGCAGGGCGCCAGGAACAGUGCCAUCAGCGUGCAGGACCCCUUCUCGGAGGUCAGUGACCCCGCUUUCCAGAAGCGCAACUCUCUGACCCCCGGGGGCCCUUACCAGCAGGGCACCAAUAUGCCCGACGUCAUGAUGCAGAUGCAGUUCGAGGCCAACAAAGACCCUUUCGCCGGCAUGAGGAAGGUGGGCGCCAGUGCUGAGCCCUUCAUGCCAGCCCAGAUACCCAGCGGCAGCAGCAUGCAGGAGAUGUACGGUCGGCCCCCAUCCAACGCCAUGCCGGGGAUGAGCAUGGCCCAACGUCCACAGUACCCCUAUGGCCCCGGGUACGACAGGAGGUCAGACCAUGUGAUGGGCAUGGAGGGCAGCAUGGGCCCCCCUGGGAGUCAGGGCAACAUGGUACCUUCCAACAGCGACCCCAGCAUGUACUCCCCCAACAGGUACCACGCUCAGCAGAGGCACGAGGGAUACGGGCAGCAGUAUCCCGGCAUGUCCUACGGCGCCCCUCCACCCGGGAUGUUCCCCCAGCAGCAGGGUUACAAACGGCCGAUGGAGAGGAUGUACGGCCCCCCAGCCAAGCGCUAUGAGGGCGACGUCUACGGCAUACCAUACGGCAGCCAGCAGCCCGAAAUGCACGGCCAGUAUGGCGGCGGAGGCGGCGGCUACCCGGGGCCUGAGAGAAGGCCGCUGCAGGGCCAGUUCCCCUACUCGUACGGCCGAGAGCGCGUGUCUGGUACUGGCCCUGGGGGCCCACCGCAGCCCCCGCAGCACGGCAUGCCACCACAGAUGAUGGGUGGCUCGACGGAGGGGCCCCAGCCUGGCAUGUGGCCCCCCAGGACAGACAUGCCUUACUCUUAUGCCAACCGGCAGAGCCAGGGCGGGUCCCCCCAGGUGCCCCCUUACCCACCCAUGGGCCGUGCAGACGAAAUGGAGGGCCGGCCUAGCCAAGAUGGCCCGUGGGCGGGCCAUGGGGGUCAGCGCCAGUCCUCCUUCCUUCCCUCCUCAUCCGGCUCCAUGCCCCCCAUGACCACCAGACCCCCGGCCUCCUCCUAUCAGACCCCCCCAGCCAUGCCAAAUCACGUGUCCCGAGCCCCGAGCCCCGCCUCCUUCCAGCGCUCCAUGGAGGCCCGUAUGUCUCCCAGUAAAGCAGCCUUUAUGUCCUCCAUGAAGAUGCCCAAGGCAGGGAUGCCCAUGCCCAGCCAACAGGGCAGUAUCCCCUCUGGCCAGGGACCCCCGCUCAUGCGCCGGGAGCCCCACUUCCCUCCCGGGUCGGUGGAGGGCACCCAGCCUGUCCUCAAGCCACACCGCAAGAUGACUUCCAAGGACACUGGAACCCCCGAGGCGUGGCGCGUCAUGAUGUCACUCAGGUCGGGGCUGCUGGCAGAGAGCACGUGGGCCCUGGACACAAUCAAUGUCCUGCUAUACGAUGACAGCACCGUGGGCUCCUUCAUGCUCUCCCAGUUGCCUGGAUUCCUGGAGCUCGUGGUGGAAUACUUCAGAAGGUGCCUGAUCGAGAUCUUCGGGAUCCUCAAGGAGUAUGAGGUUGGCACUGUGGGCCAGAAGUCCUUGCUGGCUCCCGUCUGUGGCGAGAAGAUGGAAGAGCCGCCGACCUUGGAGAGCAGUUGCGAGGGCGAGGAGGAGCUGGAGAAGUUGAUGGAGGAUCAGCCUGCGAACCAGUCGGACAGGGCUCUGCCCGGUAAAGAGGACGUCGCACCAGAGCUGAGUAAGGAAGCUGCAGUGGAAGUGAUGGAAGCCGCUCUUGAGGAGGAGCUGGAUGGCAAGGUGGACUCCAGGAGUGGGAAACCCGUGGAACAGCCCCCCCUAGACCCUCCACCUGAGCCGAGGCCCAGGCAGGCCAGCAGGUACGACAGGCUCCCUGUGAAGGUGCUCAAGAGGGAGGAUGACUUUGUGGAGGAGCAGUCGGAGCACCUGGGCCAGGUGCAGGAGUUCUCCAGUGGGCUGCUGCACUGGCAGGCUGGUGGCGGCGACUCCACGGCCCAUAUCCAGUUGCACUUUGAGAGCAGGAGCGAACUGCAGUCCCGCAGGACGCCGCCAGCCUGCGAAAGUGGCCCCGACAAGCAGAACGGGCCCGUCGGUGAGGAUGCCGCGGCAGAGAGGAGCAUCACGGCUACCAUCGAUGACGUGCUGUGCGCCAGGCCGGGCAGCCUGCAGGACGGCGGCUCGUCCCUGGGGGUGCACGGCGCCUCCUACCCUUUCCGCCUGGAGCCGGCGGAGGGCCAACGGCGCAUCACCGUGCUGGAGGAUGAGCCGCGCACCCUGGACGAGGCACCGCUCUCCACCGCUGCCAGUUGGCAGGAUUCGUUGGGCCGCCGCUGUAUUUGCAUCUCCAACAUCGUGCGCAGCCUCUCGUUCGUGCCGGGCAACGAUGUUGAGAUGUCCCGGCACCCGGGCCUGGUGCUGAUCCUGGGCAAACUGGUGCUGCUGCACCAUGAACACCCCGAGAGGAAGAGGCCGCCGCAGACCUACGAGCGGGAGGAGCAGCGCGACUGCGAGCGCGACCGCGGCUUGGCCUGCAGCAGGGACGAAUGGCGCUGGGAUUGCCUGGCCCAGCUGCGGGAGAACACCAUGGUGACGCUGGCCAACAUCGCUGGACAGCUGGACCUGUCGCUCUACCCAGAGAGCAUCUGCCUGCCCAUCCUGGAUGGCCUGCUGCACUGGAUGGUUUGCCCAUCGGCCCAGGCCCGGGACCCGUUCCCCGCUGCCGGCCAGCACUCCGCCCUCACUCCUCAGGGGCUGGUGCUGGAGUGCCUGUGCAAGCUGAGCGUCCAGGACGGCAACGUGGACCUGCUGCUGGCCACACCCCCUUUCAGUCGCCAGGAGAAGCUCUUUGUCACGCUGGUGCGCUACGUGGGUGAGCGCAAGCACCAGGUGUACCGGGAGAUGGCGGUGGCCGUCCUCUCGAACCUCGCGCAGGGGGACCCGCUGGUAGCCCGUGCCAUCGCCCUUCAGAGGGGCAGCAUCAGCAGCCUGGUGGGCUUCCUGGAGGAUGGCGUCACCAUGGCGCAGUACCAGCAGAGCCAGCACAACCUGCUGCACGUGGGCCACCCGUCCGUGGAGCCGCCCAGCGUCAACAUGAUGUGCCGGGCCGCGAAGGCCCUCUUGGCCAUGGCCAAGGUGGAGGAGAACCGGCCCGAGUUCAUGCUGUUCGAGAGCCGGCUGCUGGACAUCUCCAUCUCGUCCGUGCUGAACUCGGCUGUGGCCGCCAUCGUGUGCGAAGUACUCUUCCAGAUCGGCCACUUAUGACAGGAGGCUGCGGGAAACAUGAGGCCCACAAGUCUCGUGUGAUGGGUGGUUUUAUAUUUUUAUUUAACGAAUAUAAAAUUUAAAAUUUGUUUUUUAUAAACAUAAAUAUAUAUAUAUAAUAUAUAUAUAUAUAUAGCCCCUCUUCCCCAUCAGCUUUUUCGUUUUCGAAUUUCAAGAUGAUUUUCAUACAGAUAUUUAAUACCUGCUGUUCGUUUGUUUUGGUCCUCCCCCCUACAUGUUUUCACCAAAGUUGAUGCCAGAUUACGGAGAGGGUCUUUUUUUUUUCUCCUCUUAAAUGUUUUGGAGUUUUAUGAAUGUUCAUACUUGUAUCUGGUGUCUUGUUUUGGGAAGCAGAUUUAUUUAAAUUGUGAAAAAUGUAGAUAGAACUAUUCUUGCCACGUGCUGAGACGAGAGAUUGAGGGGGAAAAAAACACUGAUUAAGAAAAUGUACAUGUGUCCAUCUCUGAGGAAAGAAGAAUUUGUGCAAUAGCAUUUAGAGCAAGUGGGUCUCAGUGGUUGAAGGGUCACGUGAGGAACGUUUUGAACAUGCAAUACACGGAUGCGGCCACGAGGGGGCGGUGUCGCCCUCUUUUCCACCUGGUUCAGCAGUGACGCAAUCAGACUUGCUUCCUCGUGCUGUCACAGGUACAGUGAGUGAGUAAAUAUCCACAAACGAGCAGUUUCUUUCCUACUUGUAUUGCAUUUGAUUAUUUUGUAUUCUGCCUGUUGGCCAAUAUGUAUAUAAUGUUGUACAUUGGACAUGCCCUUAUUUUUUUUCCUUUGUACUUUUGGGUUUUUUCUUUUUCCAGAGAUGUGGUAACUACAAAGUGAUAGUUUUUAAUCAUGAUUAUAAUUAUUGUUAAUGUUGUUAUUUAAUAUUAUGAAUAUUUUAUUUGGGUCAUAUCUUCAUGCCAGGGUAACAAGGCUUGCUGAAAAGGGAUGGUUUCCUGCGUUCCGUUUCGCGGUGGACAGCAGAUGACCACACACAUGGUUGCAAUGUUAACCAGAUGUUACACAAGUUCACACAGUUUCUGGAAAGGUUUCCAACCAAUGAAGAAUGGAUUUUAUAGAUUUUAUAGCGAUACAAACGCUGACAUUUGUAAUCCAGGAUGGUACAGUCAGAUGAGCAGAAACAAGAGUACUGACAAAGGACAAGAAUUACAUGAUGUAAAUUCCAUCAUUUUCCUCUCAUACAAUGAAAUAUCAUUUAUUGGGUAUAAAUCUUUAUACUAUAUGUUCCACAUGUUAAGAAUAAAUGUACAUUAAAUCUUGUU